This is a messenger RNA of Hyla sarda, 921 nucleotides long. RefSeq names its product olfactory receptor 1019-like. Gene Ontology annotation, cellular component: membrane. NCBI's taxonomy places the organism in Eukaryota, Metazoa, Chordata, Amphibia, Anura, Hylidae. The coding region runs from base 1 to 921 and encodes 306 amino acids. The transcript has a single exon. The record is from RefSeq and is a predicted model, not a curated record. Gene Ontology annotation, molecular function: G protein-coupled receptor activity; olfactory receptor activity. Gene Ontology annotation, biological process: G protein-coupled receptor signaling pathway.
AUGGAUACAAAGAACCGGACUCUGGCUACUGAACUUAUUCUACUGGGAUUUACCAAGGAUCAGAGAACGAACAUUGUGUUAUUUGUGGUAUUUUUGCUCAUCUACUUAGUAUCAAUUAAUGCAAAUUGUCUCAUUUUGUGCCUUGUUCUCACCAACGCUCAUUUACACAUUCCAAUGUACUUUUUCCUCUGUAUUUUAUCUUUUAUGGACCUGUGUAUUAUAUCAUCUGUUAUGCCAAAAUUGUUAGUAGACUUCAUAUCUGGCCAAGGAAUCAUCUCUCUGGCUGCCUGUACAAUACAGUUCUACAUUAUCCUUCUGAUGGGUGGAACCGAGUGUCUCCUUCUUACCCUAAUGGCUUACGAUCGAUACGCCGCCAUCUGCCGACCGCUCCACUAUCCGGUCCUGAUGAGCUGGAGAAAUUGUUAUCAAUUGACGGCUUUCGUGUGGAUUGUGAGCUUUAUCAUCUUCAUUCUUCCAUCCUUUGGAAGUUCGGUCCGAUUGUGCUAUCCAAACCUAAUAAAUCACUUCAUGUGCGAGGUUCUGGCCGUCAUCCAAUUGGCCUGUGAGGAUAUCCGUUCCAGUGAAGUUGUGAUACUCAUCACUUGUUUUCUUGCACUUUUUGUCCCCUUUUUGCUGGUCAUCGUAUCAUAUAUUUGUAUUUUAUACUCGGUAUUGAAAAUCAAGUCUGCAGGGCGGGCUAAGGCCUUCUCCACCUGCACUUCCCACGUUACGGUGGUGGUCUUAUUUUUUGGGACAGCGAUCGUCAUGUACUUUGGGCCGUCGACUAAGUACUCAACAAAUUACGGGAAAUAUUUAUCUCUUUUUUCGAACAUCAUAUGUCCAACAUUGAACCCGCUUAUUUAUUGUCUUAACAAUAAUGAUGUUAAAAUGGCCCAGAGAAAAAUUUUCUCAAAAUUUUAA